UACCUCCUUCAGGCAUGCAUCUGGCCCUCACCACUGUGCUCCUGUGGGCAUGGGGGAGUCCCCAGGCCUUUGAAAUUGUGGAGAAGGAAAACAUUUUUCAGAAGACCCCCUGCCCUGCUUUCCUGAUGUUUGAAAAUGCAGCCUACCUGGCUGACAUGAGCUUUGAGCUUCCCUGUCACUGCAAACCUGAAGAGGUGACAGCUGUAGUCUGGUUCUACCAAAAGCACCUAGGUAGCAGCCACACCAAAGUGCUGACGGACUUUGAUGGGCGGGUGCUGACGGAGGCAGCCCAGGUACGUGUGGGCAGCGACAUGCUGACCCGCUUCAGCAUCCGCAUGUUCAGCCUGUUGGUUUUCAGGGCUCAGCCUGAGGACUCAGGCCUGUACUUCUGCGGCACCCGCAAGGGGGACUACUUCUACGCCUACGAUGUGGACAUCCAGAACAGUGAGGGAAUGGUGGCCACUUUCCAGGACGAGGGCCAGGAGCCCUUCGCAGAUGAAUACUAUGGGCAUCUCCAUGUCUUCACCACCUUCUGGGAAUGGACCCCCUGUGACCGCUGUGGGGUGCGUGGGGAGCAGUGGCGCAUCGGCCUCUGCUACCUGCAGAGCCCAGACCUCUCCCCACGCUACCUCAAGGCGGUGCCCGAUGUGGUGUCUUGUGGCUCAAGGGCUGUGCCAAGGAAGCUGCGGACCAAGGCCAGGCACCACACGCCUGAGCUGCUGGUUCGAAGCUGCCUAGUACCCUGUGAGAAGACGAAGACCAUCCAGGAGGGCGUGCUGGCCAUUGUUAACUAUGUGUCCAAAGUGGGCAGCCGGCCCUGGGUGCCCCAUGUGCCCAUUCAGUUCCAUCAGCAGAGACUGGGCCAUGGCCUCAUCAUCUCCUGUCCCGGGGCCCGGCCAGAGCAUGCGGUGGCCUGGGACAAAGACCGCCAGCACCUCUACCGCACACAGUACCUGAAGGGUGUCAACAGGUCCAUGAGGGUGUUCAUUGACCAUGGCAACCAGCUCCACAUCCGCUUCACCCAGCUGGAUGACCGGGGCAUCUACUAUUGUUGGAGGCAGGGUGUGCGAGUUGCUGGCUUCCGGCUGGGUGUGACAUCACAUGGGCGCUACCCGGCCUCGUUCUCGGAUCCUGAGACUCGCUGGGCUGUGGAGCUCACCCUGAUAGGCUACCUGCUCAUCACGGCAGUCUUUGUCACCAUUCACCUCUGUCGUUGCUGCUGCUACUUAUUUCACUGUUGUCCCAACUUCUCCCCCUAGGAUCUGUCUUCAGCUCUGAAGACCACUUGUCCUUCAAUGUGUUUGUUAAAUGAUACCAGAUGUCUCUGGGCGGGUACCCUGGGUUGGGACGUGUGGUAGGAACAUGUGGAUAAAUCUGUUAGUUACAGCCUGCUCCCCAUUUUCAUGGGCAGGUCUGGGACCUGAUCUGAGAAGUGGAGGGGCCUGAGGCUGGUGGGAGAUUGGGGACUGAGGUCAGGAUGGAAGUAGGCCACACGUGUUUCCUGACUUCACACUUAGGUCAGAGAAGGAAGGCGUGAACUCAGAUUUAUCCAAUGGUAAACACUGAUCAGUGUUGAAUCGUGUUUGAGCUGCUUUACAUUCUUGCCUAUGAGGAUUGUGCUGGUUGAGUUGCAGGUAGCAGGGAGAGGAAGGAAGAAAAGAGUGGAGGGAGCUGGUGUGUGUCCUCUUUGGCUGUGGGUGGAAUUUGGUGAGGGCAUGGGCCCCAGAGAUGAUCGGUAAUAAGAAAUGAGUUGCUCUUGUCAAAGGCUACAUCUCGGCCCCAGUCCCGCCCUCUCAUGAACAGAUCAGAGUCCACUCUGGGGAAGGGCGCAGCAUUUGUCUUUAUUUUUCCUCAGCGACUAAAGGCAGCAGCAGUGCCCUGAAGAUUAGCAGCAGCAGCAGCAGGUGGCAGGAAGGAGUGGAAGGAAAGGACA
This is a messenger RNA of Symphalangus syndactylus (siamang), 1933 nucleotides long. RefSeq names its product family with sequence similarity 187 member A (gene FAM187A). Lineage: Eukaryota; Metazoa; Chordata; Mammalia; Primates; Hylobatidae. The record is from RefSeq and is a predicted model, not a curated record.